AUGAAUCUGACCAUCAUAGUUGACAGACCGCACCAACUGCUUGAUAUCCAUUUAGCGGUCGCUGAGGUCGCGUUCCACAACGCUCCACUUAACAUAUUUGCAUGCUUCACGGACCCUUGGGUCUUCUUUCCAAGAUUUCACGGUCCAUUCGCUUCUGGAUGGCGGGAGAUCGCGCGCUUCCCGAGCGGCUUGGGAUCGACCGGUGUCGUCGCGCCACUGAGCGAUCUCGCGGGGCCCACGGCAGCGGCGGACGCGCGCAUGCGUCGAGCCACGCCGCCGCCCGCCCUCCGCCGCGGAGUUACGCUAUCCCUACAAGCGCCGCGCCAUAACUCCCCUUUGGACUCAGUGGCCGCCCGCGCUAACGUUCGCCUUGGAGCCACGAUGGAGACCGGAGUG
Iphiclides podalirius (scarce swallowtail) is the source of this 396-nucleotide messenger RNA. Lineage: Eukaryota; Metazoa; Arthropoda; Insecta; Lepidoptera; Papilionidae. The record is from the annotation of a GenBank genome assembly.